GUGAUUGGCCGUCGUGCAGCUGGGCCGGAGAGGUUGUGGGUGGCGUUCACGUCUCGCGCUCUAUAUCUAAUUUGUGACUCGCGAGCUGGGGAGCAGUGACAGACGAGGCUUGACUGGCGUCGCGAGCUGGUUGGAAGUACGCAGCAGCGCGGAGAGGAAAAUCGGAGACGUUUGAGAUCUCGGCUGAAACUUUUGAUUCUUCAUUUCGCGAGGGUUCUUUUUUUCUUCCUUGCGUAGAGGCAGAAUUUGCGCUAAAUAUGCCGUCGUUUAACUACGCGCUUUUCAUUCCGCUGACUGUUCUCUGCAGCCUGCAGAUCAGGCAGUUUACAGAGGCUUGCUCGUGCGCCUUGUCUCAUCCCCAGGAUGCUUACUGCAACUCUGACAUAGUGAUCCGGGCCAAGGUGGUUGGGAAGAAGCUCCUGAAGGAUGGGCCCUUUGGCACGAUGCGUUACACCAUCAAACAGAUGAAAAUGUACAAAGGCUUCAACAAAAUGCAGCACGUUCAGCACAUCUACACCGACGCCUCUGAGAGCCUAUGCGGUGUCAAGUUUGACAUAAACAAGUACCAGUACCUUAUCACCGGUCGCGUGUACGACGGCAAGGUCUACACCGGGCUCUGCAACUUCAACGAGAAGUGGGAGCGCCUGACCCUGUCCCAGAAGAAGGGGAUCAACCACCGCUACCAGCUGGGCUGUAACUGCAGGAUUAAGCCCUGCCACUACCUGCCCUGCUUUGUGACUUCAAAGAACGAGUGCUUGUGGACGGACAUGCUUUCAUACUUUGGAUACCCCGGGUACCAGUCCAGACACUAUGCCUGUAUCCAGCAAAAGGAGGGCUACUGCAGCUGGUACCGAGGAAUGUCGUCCCGCGACAAAACCACCAUCAAUGCCACUGACCCCUGAACGUACCCCCCCC
This is a messenger RNA of Megalops cyprinoides (Indo-Pacific tarpon), 915 nucleotides long. RefSeq names its product metalloproteinase inhibitor 3. Gene Ontology annotation, cellular component: extracellular matrix. The transcript has 5 exons. Gene Ontology annotation, molecular function: protease binding; metalloendopeptidase inhibitor activity. The record is from RefSeq and is a predicted model, not a curated record. The coding region runs from base 258 to 902 and encodes 214 amino acids. Gene Ontology annotation, biological process: negative regulation of endopeptidase activity; negative regulation of membrane protein ectodomain proteolysis. Lineage: Eukaryota; Metazoa; Chordata; Actinopteri; Elopiformes; Megalopidae.